AUGGGAGAAACACUCACCGAAGCAGCCGUGGAUGCAGGGGCCGUCGCCUGGGUCCUCACCUCGACCGCCUUAGUCUUCCUGAUGACGGCGGGGCUCGGAUUUUUUUAUGGUGGCCUGGUGAGGGAUACGAACAUCAUCAACACCAUGAUGAUGAGCGUGGUUUCGAUGGGCAUCGUAACGGUGACCUGGGCUGUGAUUGGCUUCUCCUUGGCCUUUGGUGACGGCGGGAAGUUCAUCGGCAACUUCGACUAUGUUCUGUUCACGAACUUGGACUUGAAGAUGUGGGACGAGUCGGGCCUCCCCGGGCUGUGCUUCGCUUGCUUCCAGAUGACCUUUGCCAUCAUAGCCAGCGCCAUCAUCUCUGGAUCUUUGGUGGAGCGCGUGCGCUUCAGCGCCUACGUGUGGAUGCUGGCGCUCUGGUCCCUCCUCGUCUAUGCCCCGCUCUGCCACUGGGUGUGGGGGCCUGGUGGGUGGAUCGCGGAGAUGGGGGCCAUGGACUUCGCAGGAGGUACCGUGGUGCAUAUCAGUUCCGGAGUCUCCGGCUACGUCGCAGGGUUCAUCAUCGGCCCACGCAGGCAUGUGGAGAAGGAUCUGGGCACCGCGAACGCACCCUUCGUCAUCCUCGGCGGAAGUCUGCUCUGGUUUGGCUGGCUUGGCUUCAAUGGCGGCUCGGCGCUCGUUGUGAAGGACGGCAUUGCGUCCCGGGCUGUGGCGACAACUCUGGUGGCGGCGGCUUCUUCCAUGUUGACCUGGCUGGGCAUUGAGCGCGCCGUUGCUGGCAAGGCCUCCAGUGUUGGCGCAUCCGUUGGUGCUGUGGCCGGCCUGGUAUGCAUUACGCCCUCCGCGGGCUUCGUCACCCCAGGCUAUUCGAUCGCCAUCGGAUUCUUAGGAGCAAUUUGGUGCUACACCUCCGUGGCAUUGGUGAACAGGGUGAACUUUGUGGACGACACGCUGGACGCCUUCGGCCUUCAUGGGUCGGGAGGCAUUGCAGGGGCGAUCCUCACAGGCAUCUUUGCCCUGGACGGCGGCCUCAUCUACACGGGCAACUUCGCGUUGCUUGGGCGGCAGAUCGCGGGCGCGGCCGCAGGUGUGGCCUACUCCGCCGCCGGGACCGCCAUCAUCUUGCAAGCUCUGAAGCUUGUGAUGAAGGUACGCGUGCCUGAAGACAUUGAGCGCAGUGGCGUGGACGAGAACACGCAUGGUGAGAGCUUCCACAGCCCAGUGAAGCGCUACAGCAACACCGGCCCGGGCUACCCUGAGUUUUCCGAGUCUGAGAGCUCCGAGGCCGCCUAA
Symbiodinium natans is the source of this 1293-nucleotide messenger RNA. Lineage: Eukaryota; Dinophyceae; Suessiales; Symbiodiniaceae. The record is from the annotation of a GenBank genome assembly.